GCUGGCACUUCCAAGUUCGGACCCAUAUAUUUUAUCUCUUGUGAGUUCAUAUUUGCAGAUAGAAUGCUUCUAAAGUUUUGGGAUUGAACGAUUAUUGCAAUUGUACAAAAUUUAUAUUGUAUAAUCUCUGUUAAUUUUCUUGAGAGAACGCAAGAGACACGCACACGCACAUAUAUCGGAUUUGAAGAUGUGGCGCGUGGUUGAUGCGGUGAGAAGGAAUCUUCAGAACAUGAAGAAGAGCUCUAGGGUGGCCGAUGAGAGCAUGUUAGACAGAGGAGGAGAAGGAGGAGGAGAACAUGGUUGGAGCAUUGUGUGUUACAUUCUUCAAGCUCCAAUGUCAAUUCUCUCUUGUGUCUCUCAUCCUCAUGUUAAUAAUGGCUCUCAUCAUGCUGGGGUUUGGGCCUCCGCUGAGAUUGCACAAAUUUCUGAGAUGAAUCAGCUUAUGGUAAAUGAUAGCAUGCGAUAUGCAAUUUUGAUGUAAGAAAAUUUGUGAAUAAUCACUCUUUGUUCUCCCCCCACCCCCAGCUAGGGCCUUAAAUUGAGUUUGUGAUGAUAAAUUAGAAAAAUUAUCGGUAAAUAAUUUUUAAUCAAUCAACUUUAAAAUUUACGUAA
This is a messenger RNA of Arachis duranensis, 612 nucleotides long. RefSeq lists its product as uncharacterized. The coding region runs from base 188 to 481 and encodes 97 amino acids. The record is from RefSeq and is a predicted model, not a curated record. NCBI's taxonomy places the organism in Eukaryota, Viridiplantae, Streptophyta, Magnoliopsida, Fabales, Fabaceae. The transcript has a single exon.